Toxotes jaculatrix (banded archerfish) is the source of this 1389-nucleotide messenger RNA. It is a transcript of the gene pou3f2a, whose product is annotated as POU class 3 homeobox 2a. Gene Ontology annotation, cellular component: nucleus. Gene Ontology annotation, biological process: regulation of transcription by RNA polymerase II; brain development. Gene Ontology annotation, molecular function: RNA polymerase II cis-regulatory region sequence-specific DNA binding; DNA-binding transcription factor activity, RNA polymerase II-specific. The coding region runs from base 1 to 1389 and encodes 462 amino acids. Lineage: Eukaryota; Metazoa; Chordata; Actinopteri; Toxotidae. The transcript has a single exon. The record is from RefSeq and is a predicted model, not a curated record.
AUGAGCGGGGUGCUGUCAGGGGUAACCACAUCUGUCAACCGUUCUUGGCCAAUAAAGAGCGGAGCGAGGCGGACCACAGGUGCGCGCCUCUGCGUCCCCUUGGCACAGCGCCCGGGAGAUGCUGGAGAGAGACGCCUAGCUGCCCCGUGGCGCAAAAGAGUUACUGUCAAAGGCAGCCUCCUUUUAACUCCAGCUAUCACUCUGGCUCCGAUAGUUAUGGCGACCGCAACGUCCAACCACUACAGCGUCCUCACCACCCCCAGCAGCGCGCCGCCGCCGCACUCGGAGUCCGGGAGCAUGCAGCAGGCGGCAGCGUACAGGGACGCGCACAACCUGCUCCAGAACGACUAUAGCACGUUGCCGGGCGGUGGACAUCCGCUUAGCCACGCGCACCAGUGGAUAACGGCGCUGUCUCACGGUGACAGUGGGGCGCCCUGGCCAUCGAGUCCCCUCGGAGAACAGGACGUGAAGCCCGUACUGCACGACAGUGACCGAGAGGAGCUGCAGAACUCCAGCAGUCUGCAGCAACAGCAGCAGCAGCAGCAACAGCGACACCCUCACCUAGCGCACCAGCAGGCGCAUCACGACGCCAGAGCAUGGCGAACCAGCACAGCCACCACGCACAUCCCCGGUAUGGCGACAUCUGAGGGCCAGAGCCUGGUGUAUUCCCAGUCCGGCUUCGGUCUGAUGCCGGGGGGAGAGCAAGGGGGGAUGCACCACCACCCCCUGCGGGACGAGGACCACCACAGCCACAGCCCGCACCUCAGUGAACAUGGAGGCGGCCCUGGGGCCCACCAGCAGUCACUCUCACACCAUCACCAGCACGGGGGCCAUCAGGACCAGUCAGACGAGGACACACCGACCUCCGACGAGUUGGAGCAGUUUGCCAAGCAGUUUAAACAGAGGCGCAUCAAGCUGGGUUUCACCCAGGCGGACGUGGGACUGGCUCUUGGGACGCUGUAUGGAAACGUCUUUUCUCAGACCACCAUUUGCAGGUUCGAGGCGCUUCAACUCAGCUUCAAAAACAUGUGUAAACUCAAGCCCUUGUUGAACAAGUGGCUGGAGGAGGCGGACUCCACCUCGGGGAGUCCCACUAGCCUGGAUAAAAUCGCGGCACAGGGAAGAAAAAGGAAAAAGAGAACCUCCAUCGAGGUGGGCGUCAAAGGGGCUCUGGAGAGCCAUUUUCUCAAAUGUCCAAAACCAGGAGCAGCGGAGAUCAACUCCCUGGCGGACAGCCUGCAGCUGGAGAAGGAGGUGGUGAGGGUUUGGUUUUGUAACCGGCGGCAGAAGGAGAAGAGGAUGACACCCGCUGGGGGACAGAUACCGGGAGGAGAGGACAUGUACGGGGACACCCCUCCUCACCACGGGGGACAAACUCCUGUGCAGUGA